Molecule: messenger RNA, 698 nt
Organism: Cyphellophora attinorum
Lineage: Eukaryota; Fungi; Ascomycota; Eurotiomycetes; Chaetothyriales; Cyphellophoraceae
Exons: 1
Source: RefSeq, a predicted model, not a curated record
GCGGGCUCAAACGCAUCGUCUUCCUCUCCUCGUCCCUCAUCCCCAUCAACGGGCCCGCGCAUGGCCAGAUCCACGCCUUGCUGGACCGCUUAUCCUCCAAACCCGAGGAGAGCGGGCUGGGGCAGUACGCGGUAUUGCGUCCGAGUUGGUUCGCGCAGAACUUCUUGGAGGGAAGUGGGGGGAUGCAUUGGGGAACGGCAAUGCGGGAGGGGAGGGUGUAUAGUGCGACGGGGCAGGGGAGGGUGCCGUUUGUGGACGUGGGGGAUAUUGCGGCCGUGGCGGCAGAGGUGCUUGUUGCGGAGAGGUUGCCGGAGGGGGAUUGGUUGGAGUCGGAGGAGAAGGAGAGCGCUAGUGUUGGCGAGAGGGAGGUGAAGGGGAAUGGACAGCAGUAUCUCAUUCUUGGGCCGCAGCCGGUCACGUAUAAUGAGAUUGCGGAGAUGAUGGCCGAGGUUCUUGAGAGGCCGGUCGAGCAUGUCAAUCUGACUGUCGAUCAGCUGGCGCAGAAGCUCGUUCAGGUUGCAGGUUUGGACGCGAAUUAUGCGCCUGUUCUUGCUGGUUUGGAUGGGUUCAUUGCUGGUGGCGCGGAGGAGAGGACCUUUGCUGAUGCAGGAGGAGGCUGUGUGAGGCGGAUGCUUGGUCGAGAGGCGAAAGAGGUGAAGGACGUGCUGCGAGACGCUUUGGCUGGGAAGCAAUCGUGA